AAACCUUUGCCGAAUUCGCUGAGGCAAAACAGUGCUUAGAAUUACUUCAAAGUGUUUGUUUACUUCGUGUUCGGAUUAGAGUCCUUACCAUGGAUACGUUUCAACUGCUCUUAGCCGUGGGAGUGUUUUUCUGGAUAUACUUUCUAUGGAGUCGUCGCCGGCUCUAUAUGAUGCAAUUUAAGAUACCAGGACCCAUGGGAUUACCCAUUCUGGGCAUUGCCUAUGAGUAUCUGAUAACCUAUAAACGUAAAAUGAUCAUACGAAGCAAGUAUAUGGAUAUUUACGGCUCCACAUGUAUGGUGUGGUUGGGACCCACGCCAUUUGUAAUCACUCGGGAUCCAAAGAUUGCCGAGGAAAUCUUCAUGUCCCCAGAGUGCCUAAAUAGGAGCUCGAUACUUUCCAAGCCGCUUAAUAGCUGUACAGGAGAUGGAUUAUUAUCAUUGGAGGCAUCUAAGUGGGUUGAACGUCGCAAGAACUUGAAUCCCGCAUUCAGGCAAAAUGUUUUGCUCAGUUUUCUUCCCAUCUUUAAUGCUGAGUCGAAAACUUUGGUGGCCUUCCUGGACUCACUUGUCGGUCAGGGUGAAAAAAAGGUCCGCGACGAUAUAGUGAGAUGGUCUUUUAGAAUAGCCACUCAAACCACAGUGGGAACUGAUGUGAAGAAGGAAACGGCCUUCAAGAACGAUUCAGUUUUGAAAAGUUACGAGUCGCUUAUGAAAAUAAUUGUCAUGAAUGUUUUGUUGCCCUUCACUCACAACAAGAUAUUUUCAACACUAGGCGGAUUUGAAAUGCAGAAAGCUUCGGCCAAAUCCAAUGUUUACAAAAUGAUAGGCACGAUUGUUGACAAAAAGUUAAUGUCAAAGCCAGAAAGUGGCUCACAGCCUGAAAUUACCACUGUGAUUAAUAAGGCCAUCGAACUCCAUCGGAAUGGAGAAAUGUCCCGGGAGGAGGUGCAAUCGGAGUGCUGUUCCUUGGUUGCCGCUGCCUUUGAGACAACUGGUGACACGGUGUAUCACGCCCUCAUCCUGCUGGCCAUGUUCCCGGAGCACCAGGACACGGUCUAUCAGGAGCUCAAGGAGCUGUUCCCCGUAGCCGGUGACUUUGAGGUCACCUACGACGAUUUGCAAAGAAUGGUUUUUCUGGAGCGCGUGGUAAACGAAACACUGCGAUUGAUACCAUCUGUACCAUUUACACCGAGGGAAACAAUCCGGGAUUUCCGUCUAUCCUCUGGCGUGGUCAUUCCAAAAGGAGUUGGAGUUGGUGUCGAUAUAUUUGCAACCCAUCGUAACCGGGAUUACUGGGGUACUGAUCCAUCGUCGUUCAACCCAGAUCACUUUCUGCCCGACAAUGUGCGCGAUAGGCAUCCUUACGCUUACAUUCCAUUUUCGAAGGGAAGGCGGAAUUGUAUAGGUUGGAAAUAUGGGUUGAUGUCAUCCAAGCUUGCUUUGUCUAAGAUACUUAGAAACUGCAAAGUAAGCACAUCUUUUCGAUACGAAGAUCUCGAGUUCGUUGACAACAUUGGAAUGGAACUGGCUCAGUCACCUGGACUGGAAUUUCAUCGGCGAACCUCAGAUGAGCAAUACUUGGCUAAAAUGAUAGUCAUACAAUUGUUGAUCGCUGCGAGUAUAAUCCUUUGGAUCCGUUUUCUAUGGAGUCGACGCAAAUUGUACAUGCUGAUGAUGCAGUUGCCGGGAAGAAUGGGACUCCCUUUACUUGGAAAUUCCCUAGGAUAUCUUAUCAUUAGCAGGGGCAGAAUGAGUUCAAGAACCAUGUACAUGGAUAGGCACGGCUCCACAUAUAUGGCCUGGAUAGGCACAACUCCAAUUGUGGUAACAAGAGAUCCCGAGAUUGCCGAGAAAGUCCUCACGUCACCGUUAUGCAUUAACAGGAGCUCUCAGAUAACUAAUGCGCUCGCACUUUCUAUGGGAUACGGACUGCUGACAUUACAGGGAUCCAAGUGGAUGGCCCGUCGCAAGCAUAUGAAUCCCGCAUUUAAACAUAGUGUCCUGCUCAGCUUUUUUCCCAUUUUCAAUGCUGAAACGGAUUUACUGGUUGGCGUUUUUGACUCAUUUGUUGGUCAAGGUGAAAAAGAUGUCCUUGCAGAUCUCAUAAAAUGGUCAUAUACAAUAGCUACUCAAACCACAUUGGGAACCGAUGUUACGAAAGAUGAUAGUUUCGAAAACGACGCAGUAUUAAAAAGCUAUCAGUCGAUAUUGCGGCUAACCAUCAUAAAUAUUUUCGUGCCCUUUGUGCAAAAUAAAAUUGUUUCCAAACUCUUCGGACUUGAAUGGCUGCGAAGAAGAGACACUUCUACGAUUAAUAAAAUGAUAAGCAACAUUCUGGACAAAAAGCUAAAUUCAAACCCAGAAAAUUAUUCCGAGUCAGAAUCAAAGACUGUUAUACACAGGGCGAUAGAACUUUUUCGUAAUGACGAAAUGUCCUUAAUGGAGUUACGUGCCGAAUGCAGCAGUAUGGUUCUCGCUGCAUUCGAGACAAGCGGCCACACGGUUUAUUAUGCCCUCGUUUUGCUGGCCAUGUUUCCCGAGCAUCAGGAAAUGGUCUUCAAUGAGAUUAAGGAGCACUUCCCUUUGGCCAAAGACUUCGAGGUUACCCACACCGAUCUUCAACAAUUGGUUCACCUAGAUCGCGUUUUGAAUGAAACCCUGCGUUUGAUACCAUCCAUUCCGUUAAGCACGCGGGAAACACUGGAGGACUUGCGGCUAUCAAAUGGAGUUGUCAUCCCCAAGGGAGUGUCUAUCAGCAUAGACAUAUUUAACACUCAACGCAACAGCGAUUAUUGGGGCUCAGAAGCAGCGCAGUUCAAUCCCGAAAACUUCCUGCCGGAAAAAAUCCAGGACAGGCAUCCAUACGCCUUCAUUCCAUUUUCAAAGGGAAGGAGAAAUUGCAUAGGCUGGCGAUAUGGACUGAUGUCUUCGAAGCUAGCUUUAGUCAAGAUACUAAGAAACUAUCAGCUAAAAACCAGCUUUCCGUACGAAAAUCUUGAAUUCGUUGACCACAUGGUAAUAAAGCUUGCUCAGUCACCACAACUGGCAUUUGAACGACGUACUUCAUAACAUAACUUUCGUAUUUUUAAAAUUCUAUUAUAUUGGUUAUAAGAACUCUUUU
This is a messenger RNA of Drosophila simulans, 3123 nucleotides long. RefSeq lists its product as uncharacterized. The coding region runs from base 90 to 3071 and encodes 993 amino acids. Lineage: Eukaryota; Metazoa; Arthropoda; Insecta; Diptera; Drosophilidae. The record is from RefSeq and is a predicted model, not a curated record. Gene Ontology annotation, molecular function: iron ion binding; oxidoreductase activity, acting on paired donors, with incorporation or reduction of molecular oxygen; heme binding. The transcript is spliced from 14 exons.